CUUUAAGAGGUCUUGGUAGUUAUGAUAGUGAAUCAAAAGGUCAUAGUAGUCAUAGUGAUAGAUUAGGAGGUUAUAGUAAUCAUGGUAAUAAUAGACCAAGAGGUCAUGGCAGUCAUGGUGGUAGUAGACCAAGAGGUUGUGGCAGUCAUGAAUCAUUAAGCUUUCAUCAUGUUAAUAAAGAGGUUCAUGAAAAAAUUUUAGAACUUUUCAAAGAUGGUCACUCUUCUAUAUCAGUAAUGUAUACUUACAAAGAUACACUUUAUCUUAACGUAAUAUAUAAGCAAGAAUUUUUAUUAUUACUUACAAACUGGAUAAUUAAUUCUGAUUAUAACUAUAUCGCUAAACUCUUUCAAAAUUAUCAUGAAAUGGCACUUAGUGAUCAUAAUAGUAUUUCAAUAUUUAAACAUCUAGUAAAAAUGUAA
This is a messenger RNA of Funneliformis caledonium, 422 nucleotides long. NCBI's taxonomy places the organism in Eukaryota, Fungi, Glomeromycota, Glomeromycetes, Glomerales, Glomeraceae. The record is from the annotation of a GenBank genome assembly.